AUGGUGCCCGCGUCCCGCUCCCGCUCCCCGAGCGCCGCCAGCCCCGAGCGCCGCGGCCGCCGGUGGCGGUCCCGGUCCCGGUCGCGGUCCCGGUCCCGCGAGCGCAAUGGCCCGAGGCGCCUGAGCCACCGACGGAGCCGCAGCCGGUCCCGGAGCCCCGGCGCGCCGCGCUCCUCCGCGCACCACGGGCACCACCACCACGGCAAGGGCUGGCCUGAGUACUACGAGAAGGAGAAGGAGGAGAUCCUGCGGCAGAGGAGACUCAAUGAGAGAGAGAGAAUUGGAGAACUAGGGGCACCUGAAGUCUGGGGGCUGUCCCCAAAAGUUCCUGACCCCGAUUCCGAUGAGCACACACCAGUAGAAGAUGAAGAGGCAAAAUCUAAGAGUAGUUCUUCAGAUUCUAGCUCAGAAGAGGAAAAGAAGAAAAAGAAGAAAAGAAAAAAGAAAAAAGGUAAAGCGUCCAAAAGAAAGCGCAGGAAACAUUCUGAGGACAGCGACAGUGACUCAGAGUCUGAGCAGAACUCCAGUGAUGAGGAUAAAAAGAAAAGCAAGAAGAGGAAAAAGAAGACCAAAAAGAAGAAGUAUAAGAAAAAGAAAGCUAAGAAGAGCAGGAAGGAAUCCAGUGAUUCAAGUAGCGAAGAUUCCGAUGAUGAAGUCCUUCAAGGGGAUGAUCUCUGGAUUGAGAGGUCAAAAAAUACUGAAGCUGAUAGUUUGAUUGGACCUGAGGCUCCCAAAACUCAUGCGUCUCAGGAUGACAGGCCUUUGAACUAUGGACAUGCCCUCCUGCCUGGCGAAGGUGCAGCCAUGGCAGAGUACGUAAAAGCAGGGAAACGCAUUCCCCGCAGAGGUGAAAUCGGCUUGACGAGUGAAGAGAUUGCAUCAUUUGAGAGCUCUGGUUAUGUCAUGAGUGGCAGCAGACAUCGCCGCAUGGAAGCUGUGCGUCUGCGUAAAGAGAACCAGAUCUACAGCGCAGAUGAGAAGAGAGCUCUGGCAUCCUUCAACCAGGAGGAGAGGAGGAAACGAGAGAAUAAGAUCCUUGCAAGCUUUCGAGAGAUGGUCUACAGAAAGACUAAAGGCAAAGAGGAAAAAUAAUGCUUUGUUUGAGCUGUACACCAUAGAUUGCACCACGUGGCAGCUAACCCAGUCCAGUUGUGAUUUGAAAAAAGCUGCAGGUGCUGCAGC
Messenger RNA from Corvus hawaiiensis (hawaiian crow), 1182 nucleotides. RefSeq names its product NFKB activating protein (gene NKAP). The transcript is spliced from 9 exons. Gene Ontology annotation, cellular component: nucleus. Gene Ontology annotation, molecular function: chromatin binding. The record is from RefSeq and is a predicted model, not a curated record. Bases 1 to 1092 code for a protein of 363 amino acids. NCBI's taxonomy places the organism in Eukaryota, Metazoa, Chordata, Aves, Passeriformes, Corvidae. Gene Ontology annotation, biological process: regulation of gene expression.